Molecule: messenger RNA, 1462 nt
Organism: Cucurbita pepo subsp. pepo (vegetable marrow)
Lineage: Eukaryota; Viridiplantae; Streptophyta; Magnoliopsida; Cucurbitales; Cucurbitaceae
Product: myb-related protein 308
Source: RefSeq, a predicted model, not a curated record
AUCCCAAAAGAGAGGUCUUUCUUUCGAGUUAUGAAAUCACUUAAGUUAAAAAAGCAAGUCGAUGAUGUCAUAAGUCAAACGGUCGGGUGAGGCAAGAAUCCUUCACUACACUCACAAGACUUGUGAGAUUCAUGAGACACAAAAUUAAAAGUUUAAGAAUUUAUUAGACACGUUUUAAAGUUCAAGUACUAAACUUAUAAUUUAACCUUUAUCCAUACCCAUAUUCAUAUAUAUAUAAAGCUUACCCCCAUGAUUUAAUGAAAGAGUAUAUGAUUAAUGGUGAACAUUAAUCAAAAGCAAAACUAAAGGGCCCACCAACCACUCCCUAAUUAACCUAUCUUACCAACCCACAUCUAGAAGCUUAUCAAAAUCUCCUCUCUUUCUCUCUCCUCCUCUCUUUCUCUCUCCUCCUAUGAGUCAAAACUCUAUUAAAGCUCAUGCCCCAUUCCCCCCCACAAUAAAGUUCCAAAAUUCAACAACUCUUCUUCUUCUUCUUUCUUUCUCAUAUGUAUUUAUAAAUUGCCUUUUCUUUCUUCCAUUGUUCUUUAACUUCUGAAAACCCCAUCGACCCAAUUCAAGAUUUGCAAAACCCACAAGGAAUAAAGUGAAAAAAAGCAAAAAAUUCCACCAUGGGAAGGUCUCCUUGUUGUGAGAAGGCUCAUACAAACAAAGGGGCUUGGACCAGGGAAGAAGACGACCGUCUUAUUGCUUAUAUCAAAGCUCACGGCGAGGGCUGCUGGCGCUCCCUCCCUAAGGCCGCUGGCCUCCUCCGAUGCGGCAAGAGUUGCCGCCUUCGAUGGAUCAAUUAUCUCCGCCCUGAUCUUAAACGUGGCAAUUUCACUCCACUUGAAGAUGACCUCAUCAUCAAACUUCAUAGCCUCCUUGGAAAUAGGUGGUCUUUGAUAGCGGGAAGAUUACCUGGACGAACGGAUAACGAGAUAAAGAACUAUUGGAACACCCACAUAAAACGAAAGCUUUUAAGCCAAGGAAUCGACCCAACGACUCACCGGUCAAUUAGUGGCUCAUCGAUAGCGAAACAUCCGACGACCACCAUAUCCUUUGCUUCCAAUUUCGCCUUGGAGGAUCAGGAAGAUGGAAAGAAACCAGUUAUGAAUAGUUACAAUCCGGUCGAAGAAGAACAGUGCUUGGACUUGAAUCUCGACCUUAGAAUCAGCCCGCCACCGUACACGGCGGCGACCAUGAAGAACGAAGGGAGGAAUAGUCUUUGCUUCUUUUGCAGUUUGGGGUUUGAGAAUAAUAAGAAUUGUAGCUGUGGAAAUGGCAAAAUUAUUGCUUCUAGUGAUGGUAAUGGUAAUGGGUAUGAUUUUUUAGGAUUGAAAAGCUGUGUUUUGGAUUGUAGAAGUUUGGAGAUUAAAUGACAUUUAGAAUUUGAUUUUUUUUUAGGGUUCUUUGUGAUAAUUCAAAUUAUAAUGUGAAAUUCCGAUUCGGGUAUGCAUGAUCA